Messenger RNA from Dioscorea cayenensis subsp. rotundata (Guinea yam), 1823 nucleotides. RefSeq names its product sialyltransferase-like protein 2. NCBI's taxonomy places the organism in Eukaryota, Viridiplantae, Streptophyta, Magnoliopsida, Dioscoreales, Dioscoreaceae. The record is from RefSeq and is a predicted model, not a curated record. Gene Ontology annotation, molecular function: sialyltransferase activity.
UCUGACUAAAAUGGCGACCCUUUAGAGCAGCGAGCGAGAGCUCCAUUCCCUCCGCCGUGGCUUCUCUCUCCUCCCGCCGAUCUAGAUCCCCAAUGAAGACCACCUUGCGCCUCUGCUUCCUCGUCGCCCUCUCCUCCGGCCUCGUCGCCAUCUUCAUCUACAUCACCGGCGUCUCCCGUUCCCAGGUUGAGAGUAGGUUCGUUGUUACUGAAGGUGAUUUGAGUGCCUUGCGUUCCUUGCAGAGUGGAUUCCGGCAGUGUGUGAAAGCGAAUGGAUUAGGGUUGCAAGCGGAGACUGGCAGUGACUAUUGUCGUGUUACUUUGCGAUUCCCUAGUGAUACAGUCCGCAAGUGGAAGGAUCCGAAAACUGGAGAACUUGAAGGUUUAUCUUUUGAUUUUGAUCUGUGUGAGGCUGUGGCUGCAUGGGAGCAGGUUCGCAAUAGUACAACGAUACUUACAAAGGAGUUCAUUGAUUCUCUGCCAAAUGGAUGGAAAGAAUAUGCAUGGCGAAGGAUCAAUAAGGGAAACCUUCUUAAUCAAUGUGAGAACAAGACACUCUGUAUGGAGAAACUUGCUUUGGUUCUCCCUGAAACACCCCCAUAUGUCCCGCGACAGUUUGGCCGGUGUGCAGUGAUUGGUAACUCCGGAGAUCUUCUAAAGACAAACUUUGGAGCUGAGAUUGAUGGUUAUGAUGCAGUUUUCCGAGAAAAUGGUGCACCAAUACAGAAUUACACUCAAUAUGUAGGUAGGAAGUGUACGUUUCGACUUCUUAACAGAGGAUCUGCAAAGGCACUUGAUAAAGUGGCAGAUUUAGAUGAUACUGGGAAAGAGGUGCUGAUCAUCAAAACUACCAUCCAUGAUAUCAUGAACAAAAUGAUCCGGGAAGUCCCAAUCUCCAACCCUGUGUAUCUCAUGUUAGGAGCAUCCUUUGGCUCUGCAGCAAAAGGAACGGGGCUUAAAGCUCUUGAAUUUGCACUUUCUAUUUGUGAUUCCGUUGAUAUGUAUGGUUUCACUGUGGAUCCUGGCUACAAGGAAUGGACAAGAUACUUUUCAGAAUCCAGACAAGGGCAUACUCCACUACAUGGCCGGGCAUACUACCAGAUGAUGGAAUGCCUUGGACUUAUCAAAAUCCACUCUCCAAUGCGGACUGACUUAAAUAGAAAAGUGAACUGGCUUCCGAGUCAAACAACACUUAAUGCUGCAAGAAUGGCAUCAGAGAAACUAUUAAGGAGAGUUGGAGCUGGGAUUUCAGAUCCAUUAAGUGCAUGCUCCAUAAUCAAGAAACGAGGCAAGGCGAAGACGCCUAGCAUGCCUGGCUUCCGGGACGCAGCCACCAAACAUCAAAAGUAUGUGAGAAGGGCAACCUUGUAUCCUCUAGAACAUAGUCCAGGGCAUGGAAUGCUGUGUGUGAUCCCUGAAGUUUGAAGCACCAAGAGUUUGUCUUCACUUACCUAAUGCACCAUAUUUUCAGUAAUUUCUGCAGCAAUGGUGCAUUAUAUGCUUGAUCAGACUGGUCAAUAUUGAAGCCUCCGUGCUAGAGCUCACUUGAUCAGAAAAUGUUAUUUCUGUCAGCAAACAUACUGAUCUCGGCAAUGAUUUCUCUAUAGCAACAUUCUUCAGAUACAUGUGAUCAUUAAUGGAGCAUUUUACUUGAUAUAAUUGUGAAAAUCUUCUCACUAGAUACUUAGCUACAAACUUUGACCUUCAAGUAAUUAAAGCCAUUCUUUAAUUUAUUUUUGCAGUCACGAUCAGCCAAAUUAUUACAUUAUAUCAUGUAUCACGGAAAGGACCAGUGAAUUUAUGAUUAUAUCAUAACUUAUUUAA